Cadophora gregata is the source of this 966-nucleotide messenger RNA. RefSeq lists its product as uncharacterized. The record is from RefSeq and is a predicted model, not a curated record. The transcript has a single exon. Lineage: Eukaryota; Fungi; Ascomycota; Leotiomycetes; Helotiales; Ploettnerulaceae. The coding region runs from base 1 to 966 and encodes 321 amino acids.
AUGCAAUUCUUCAUAACCGGCGCAACAGGCUAUGUUGGCAGCACUUUGACAGAGCAAUCCAUCGCACAAGGCCACACUGUUCACGGUCUCUCUCGGACUGAAAGCGGCGAUUCAAAACUAAAAGCUCUAGGAGCAAUCCCGGUCCGUGGUGAUCUGACAACGCUCGAUGUCCUCCGCCAAGAAGCUGCUCAAGCAGACGCAGUAUGCCACCUAGCAUACAUCCACGACUUCACAGCAAAUUAUGAAGAAAUCCUCGCCAUCGAUGCUGCAGCAGUAGAUGCUCUCGCUGAACCUCUUCGCGGCACCAACAAAGCUCUUGUAAUCACCUCCGGCACUCCGGUCGCGGAGCCGGAUCCUGCAGGUGGCGAGACUAACGAGAGCUCGCCCUUAUUGAAGAAUCCUCCUGUUGAUCGACAUCGUUCGGAGAAGCACGCCUUGAGCAAAGCCAAAGAAGGAGUGCGAGUCAGCGCUAUCCGUCUCACGCCGUAUGUUCAUGGCAGGGGUGGUUCAGGAUUCAUCCCAAUGCUCCUUGACCGGGCUGCCAAGGACGGGGAGUCAAUCUAUAUCGACGACGGAGCCACUCAUACUAGCGGGGUCAAUGUCGAUGAUGCAGCUGCUAUGUAUCUCCUUGCGGUGGAGAAAUCCAAGCCAGGUGAUGUUUGGAAUUGCUGUGAGGAUAAGUCUGUUUCGAUGAAGGACUUGGCGGGGGCUGUCGGCGAACUGAUGAGAGUACCCGUGAAGUCUAUUACGGCGGAAGAGGCGACGAAGAAGGGCGGCCAAUUCCUGGCUUUGAUCUUGACUAUGGUCAAUCGUCCAUCGAACCGGAAAGCAAAGAGAGAACUGGGUUGGAAGCCAACACGACUCGAUAUUUUGGAGGAUGUGAGAGCCGGCUCUUAUUCGGAGUUGGCGUCGAAGUUGCUGCAGGGCGAAGGUGUCGUCAAGCACUAUAGUACGGAGUCGUCAUAA